Rotaria socialis is the source of this 2346-nucleotide messenger RNA. The record is from the annotation of a GenBank genome assembly. NCBI's taxonomy places the organism in Eukaryota, Metazoa, Rotifera, Eurotatoria, Philodinida, Philodinidae.
AUGAACCAGUUGUAUCAACGGGGGUUCCAUGUAAAUGAUCAGAAAGUAGUAGACGAAGUUCUUUCAGAAUGGUUCACAGCUGACACCCUAGAUAAUAUCCUCACACAGUGGGAGAAUAAAACUCAGAAAAAAGUAGAAAUAGAGCAAAUAUCUUUGAACAUUCUCUGCUAUAACGUACAAGGAUGGGGGUCCAGAAGUUUAGAAGUAAUCGAUAUUGUUUAUAAAAUAGAAGCAUCAAUAUGUGUAUUUACGGAAGUCGGAGAGUUAUGGAAUACAUCUCAAAUACCUCAUUUUAAUAUUUUUCAUCAACACGGAACUAAUAAAAGCGGUGGUGUAUGUAUAGCUAUAGGAAAACAUUUAAAAGGUUCAAGAAUCGACUUAAAUAUUGAAAAUACAAUUAUUGUCGAUGUCGAUGGCCUCUCUGAAACAGUUAAAAUAAUUGCUAUUUACUGGCCAGCAGGCCAAACAAGAGUUUUAGGAGAAUUAGAGUCAUAUAUCACUAAAAAUACAAUCAUAACUAGUGAUUUCAAUGCAUCCGUAAAAGAAUGGGGUAGCACGUCGGCAUAUAAAAGAGGAAGAAUUUUGAAAGAAUGGGUGGAGAAAAACAAUCUUUGUUACAUUCCCUCAUUAUCAAAUUCUUCAAAACGUUCGAAUAGAAACAUUGAUUUAACAUUUACAAAUUUAGGAGGAACAAAGGAAGUGACUCUAAAGAUGGGUACCAGUGAUCACUGGUCAAUAAUGAUAACUUGCGAGAAUUUAGUAUUUGAUAAGAAUAGUAUUUUUCCCCACGUACAUUGGAAGGCAUAUGAAGCCAUUCUUACGUUGUUACAAGAAUUUUGUUUUUCUGGUCGAUCAGUUAUUGUUCCAACAAAAUAUGGCGACGUACUAGGAUAUGCAACAGAUCUAAGUCGUAUAUUUUAUGGUAUUCCAUUUGCUCAGCCACCACUGGGUCCAUUGAGAUGGAAUCUGCCAGCACCUAUCAGUAGAUGGGCUCCUGCAACAAUAAAUGCAACUGAAAUGCCACCUGCUUGUCCUCAACCUGCAUGCGAUAUUCAUGAUAUUCUAUGCCCAAAAACUACAUCGGAGGAUUGUCUAUAUUUGAAUAUUUUCACUCCACUACAAAACAAUUCAUCAUUACUUCCCGUCAUGAUAUUUAUUCCUGGAGGUAAUUUUCAGUUUUUGGAUGCUUCCUUAGUAAUCUAUGAAGCAGAUCGUUUUGUCAACACGACUAACGUCGUCUGUAUAUUUAUUCAGUAUCGAUUAGGUGUACUUGGCUUUCUUGCAACUGGCACUGGUCCAAACGAUUUCAAAGGUAAUUAUGGCAUAUUAGAUCAACGAUUAGCAAUUGCUUGGAUCAAAUCAAAUAUCGAUGCUUUCGGAGGAGAUCCGAAUCAAAUUACACUGUUUGGUCAAAGUGCUGGUGCUCAAUCAACAGCAUUACACUAUGUUACAAGUGAUAUGCAAUCCUUUUUUCAAGCUGCUAUAAUUCAAAGUUCUCCCAUGGCAGUUCCAUUCAGAACUUAUGCAGAAUAUAUUACUCCUACCGUCCUUCUAGCUGAAAAGCUCAAUUGCACUGUUGGCGAUCUCGAAUGUUUUAGAAGAGCGUCAUAUCAAGAUAUUGUUACAGCUCAAACAGCAGUAAAUAGUAUGGUCACGUCGAUGAAAGCUUUAAUCUUCUUUGAACCGUGGCUUCCUGUUAUUGACAAUACAAUAGUUCAUGGUCAACUUUUAGAUCUGGUUACAAAUGUAUCUUUUCCACUGAAACCACUCAUUACCGGUACAUUGACGGAAGAGGCCUUAGGAUUUAUACAUGACAUAUGGUCAACGCCAGUAUCACCUAAGAUUUACGUCGAAGUUGGUAUUGUUAUAUUUGGUACCAAGUUUCUUAAAAUCGUUGAACGUUAUCCACCAGAAGGGUCGGGCGAUCAAAGACCACUCUUGGCUCGGCUUGCUACUCAAUGGAUAUUUGCUUGUCCAACGCGGGUUUUUGCUCGAAAAACAGCUACCUAUUCAUAUGUAUUUGGUUAUCCACUUCAAACAAAUGGCACAUUCAAUUCUUCUGGAUGUGAAGGUCAUACGUGUCAUGGUGAUGAAUUGGUAUUCCUAUUUGAAGCAUUCUGGACGAAUUUGACUACUAAUACUGAUCGAUACAUAUCUACAACAUUGGCUACCUAUUGGACAAACUAUGCUAAAAGUAAAGAUACCAAUCAACCAGUACAAAUUCCUUUGGUAUGGCCUAAAGUGACUAAUCAAUCUGAACAAUAUCUAUACUUUCAAGAUCCACUUCAAAUCAAAGAAAACUAUUUAAAAGACGAUUGCGACUUUUGGGAUGAAAUUGGCUAUUGA